GUCACUGUCAACAGGGUUGUUGUGGCAACAAUAACAGUUACAAACUUGUUGAAGCCAGUUAAUAAUGUGGAGAAUUUCGUGCAAAGAGUGACAUAACUGUUGCUGAUGAUAAUAUCCGCUGGAGAUAACGAUUUAAAGCAUUGAGUCAAUGAUGAGUGAUGACUGGGUUAUACAAGGUUCCAGACCUCCUUCUGUAGCAGAUAAUCGUCCAAAAUCAACAACAUUCAAACAUUUUGGAUAUCGUAUGGUUGAUUCAUCAUCUCCGGUGGAUGAAUCCCUUUUCCGAUCUCAUCACCAAGGCCGUCUUUCCGGACGAGUCAAUUUUCAACCACCUUGGGAUAGCACCAAGAAAUUUGACAGUCAAAAAAUCAUAGUGAAAAAAAAGAAAAAAGAUCGGCCAUUGUUUUGGUCACCAACCCCGAAUUCAAGUUGUGAAAAUUUUGUGAUGUUGAAAAAGGGCUCUGGAUUGAGAACUGAGAUAUUUCGUCGCCAGAAGCACACACCAACUUUUUGUGAUGAGUCCCUCUUCGGACUAAAAAAUCAGUUCGAGGAGCCAACUUUCGAUGCUCCUUGGGACUGUCCUGUAAAAGAUAACAUGAUUUAUAAAGACCUAAAUGGAAAUUCUGUGUCGAAUAUUAACUCUAACAAUUGGAAAAAGAUUAAACUACGAAACAGACCCUCUACAGCUCCGUCCCAAAAGAGUAAUGCCAGACCUCUUUGGAAGCCUUGAUCAAAUGUGAUCAAGCUAAAAGAAUGUUUAAAUGGAUAUUUUUACUGACUAUCUGGCUAUGUGACUAGAAUUGGACAAUCUGAUUAAAACACAGAUCCUAUUUCGUUUCAUUUUUUUUAUAGUUCAAAAUUUUGUUUUAUUUGUCUUUACUACACUAGGAUCUGGAAGAGUUAUUAUAUUACCAGCUUUUUGGUUGAAGUGAGGGAUAAUAUCAGCCAAUUAAACGGUCUAUUACAGCGAAUUCUCGUCAUGCCAUGCACAGAAUUGUGAGUAAACCACUAGAAACGUCAAUGUCAAUGCUGAUUGAUUAAUCAAUGUCUGACGUCAUAGGGUCAAAAGCAGCGCCUAUGACCUCUGACGCAACCGGUCAGAUCUCCAUGUAUUGUAGGCCACCGAAAGUAUAAAAAAAAUGAAACUAAAUAUAGAUCUGUGUUUUAAUCAGAUUGAAAUUACAAGAAUGUUUAAAUGGUGCAGAUAUUUGAUUUAACCUAUAUGAUCUUUGGUGAAAGUGGAUAUUAGCCCUUUAGUACUUGUUACAUGUAAAUAUAGACUACCCAAGUGAAAGUGAACGUUAACCCAUUAGUACUUAUUACAUGUAAAUAUUGAAUACUCUACUUCCUUGAAGGAAAUUAGAGAAAGGUGAUAUAUUAAUACUUGUACAUUCCCGGAUAGACUGAAACUGCUAUACCUACAUGUAAAGCGGUACACAUACUAGCCGAAUCGUUCGCUGAAUCAAUCACUGCCGAAAUUCACCUGUGUCGCCUGGCCAAAUUUUUUAUUCGCCCAAAUGAAACAUGUUUGAUAUAAUCGCCUAGUGUGUCCACUUCACCCAAUUGCAGAAUAUAUUAGCCAAUCACUACUGCUAUCAAGAAGUCAUGUGAUUGUUUGAAGACAUGGUCGCUGCCAUGUUUAAUCAUGUGACAUUGAAGGAGAUGCAAUCGACUGGUGUGUCCACUCAUUCAGCUAAAAUUCAGGCGCUGACUGAUUCGGCUGGUGUGUCCACCGCUUUAGACCACCUCAAACUGAUUAAGAUAUGUAAAUAGCUUUCCCUGUUAAAGGAACAUUUUAUGUUUGCCACAGCUGUGCAUGUGACAGUGCGGACUAAGAGGCCCUAGUUAAAGGGUUAAAGUUCAUUUGAUUUGAGAAUAAUUAGUGUUAUGGGGAAGGGAAGAUAACCAUGUCCUUUUUUAAAGGCCAGUCCCCGAGAUUACAAAACAAAGCAUUCUCAGACUUAAGUUAACAAUUUUACUCAGGAUUGUUCGCUUUAUUUCAGCUUACACGUACAUGUAAAACUUUCUUUGUUUUAAUAUAUCAAGGACAUCAAUUUUAUUUCAAUAGUUUGAUUGUGCUUAGGGUUUUUAGCAGUGGGGGGAAAAAGGAGGACCCGGAGAAAACCUAUGAGGUUGAACAUGCGACCCUACUCCUUGUCACUUACAACCAGGGAAUCGAAACCACACCAACUGAUUCAAUGACAGACCUUAUGAUACAACGCGCAUACGCUAACCAUUCGGCAAUACACCCCCCCCCCCCUAUUUAUUGAACAAAAACAAGAACCUGAAGAACUAAACAUUAUAUUGGUUUGGCCUUAAUGAUGUUAUAAAUUGACACACAAGGGCAUUAUUGAGAAUAUUUUAUGCACCAGAGAUUGCAAAAUGCAACUAAAAGCAGUACACAUUACUACCCUUUGAUUUCGAAAUUCAUCAGCAAAGGGAAAAUUGUCUGUCAAAAUACUGGUGUAAUUGUAAAAGUAAAUUUUAAGUAGUGUACUGGAUAUUCAUUUUUUCGAAAAAAUAAUUCAUGUGCCAUGUAAAUGUCUUCGCCUUCUAUUAUUUUAUUAUGGUCUUCCCUGUGGGAGGAAACCAGAGUAAACCCACAAGGUUAAGAAGGCACCCCAAUCUUCAAGCCACAUAUACACUUACAGACUGAAACCAAGACUGUCUGGUUUAUAUCACGCCAUGUAGACUUGCCCUACCAGCAGCACUAGAUCUAAGGAGGAGGGGGGGACGAGGUUGUAAAUUUGUUUUGGGUUUAUUACAAGAUCAAAAUUUCCAUUGGAUGACGGAGAGAUGCAAAUAGGUCGCAAAUUUGAGAUAAUUCAUACAUUAGUACGGAUAUAAUAGGUUUUAAGCUCUGCAAGAUGUUCUUUAUUUCUAUUUCAUUUCAUGUCACUCCGCCAGAAUGCAGCAAAUCAAAUCUUUUUUUCAACAUUUUCGGUGGGAGUACCCCGCACUGGACCCUAUAGGGCCAUCUUGAAUUUGUAUCUUCAUUAACCAUGUUGGAGCAGAGAAAAGUAGGACCUUAAACCCCACUUUCAUUUCAUUUUUAUUUUGAAUUUCCAUGUUGAAAAAGAAGUACCAGGCGCAGAUCUAAGGGGGGGGGGGCCCUGUUCAGCUACAUAAAUUUUUUUGUAAAACAACCUUUUUUAUGAGAAAAGUGUCAUAAUUGUGCUUUAUCCUUUAUCGUCAGAUGGUGCGACAUGAUGGGCACUCAAAGCGCAAGAUAAUGAUACAGACAUGUGAUAUCACAAUUAAUGUUUUGCAUCAAUAAAAUUGAAUCACAAUGUCAUUGUAUUAAUUCAUAAUAAAAAUUGACGUCAAACAGGAGGUUGGAUUUCCCUGUUUAAAAAGCUCAGUUUGUCUGUAUAUACGCCAAAAUGACGAUAGAGACCAUGUAUUUCUCAAAAAAUUUCAAGCCGAGGGGGGGGGGGGGAUACAUUUUCUCAGGAACCUGGCAAACCCCCUCCUGCAAAAAUUCCUGGAUCCGCCCCUGAGUAGGCCCUACUGUCUCUUUAAUAAAAUCAUGAUCACUGAUAUGAUUUAUUUAUUUAUUCCAGAAAAAAUAAAAUAUAAUACAACACAGUUUAGAAGUUUUUCAUGGUAUUUGUUAUUUUUCUUCCAAUUUUUUUUAUUGAUUUGUUUUCAACAUGAAUCGUUAAUGAUUAUUUAUUUAUUAUAUUAUUACAUGUAUUUUCAAUCUUGUAAAAAUUCACGAGUUGCCUCCCUUUAAUCUCCGAAUUAAAUUGUUUUGAAUUAAUGCCAAGAAAGAAACAAACAACUAAGAGAUUUCGUAUUUGUUUUCCAUUAUUUAUUACAAUUACGCUAUCCGUUUUGCUAAUUAAUUGUAAAAAUACAAACAAACCCUUGAUAAAUGUUAAUAAACAAAGAAUAGUAAAA
Patella vulgata (common limpet) is the source of this 3903-nucleotide messenger RNA. Its product is annotated as RBPJ-interacting and tubulin-associated protein 1. The transcript is spliced from 2 exons. The record is from RefSeq and is a predicted model, not a curated record. Gene Ontology annotation, molecular function: tubulin binding. Gene Ontology annotation, biological process: Notch signaling pathway; negative regulation of Notch signaling pathway; nuclear export. Gene Ontology annotation, cellular component: nucleus; cytoplasm. NCBI's taxonomy places the organism in Eukaryota, Metazoa, Mollusca, Gastropoda, Patellidae. The coding region runs from base 149 to 730 and encodes 193 amino acids.